AUGAAGGCUUCCAUUAUCAUCUCGACGUCUGUCUUUGCCAGCACCGCUGUUGCUCGACUGUACAAACGUGAUGAGAUCGCCGCCCGCCCCUCGGGAACAGGAGACGAUGGGGCAGAAGAGACUUUAUCUACAGACACAGCGGCACCAUCGGCGGUCGGCACCGAGACAUCUUCAACUAGUGCAAGUCCCUCAAUCCCUUACACAUACGACUGUGUGAGUGAGUGCAGUAGUGAUUACGAUACAUGCCGCACAGCUCCUGGUGCCAACAUGUCCACUUGUGCAGCUCAGUAUGCUGGAUGUCUUGGCUACAAUCCCUUUGAGGGAGGGUCACUCGUUACACCCACCGCUUGUUCUGUCCCUGCAUCCGACACACCAAAGCCUACCCAAUCUAGCACAAGCGACUGCGUGACUGGGUGUAACAAUGACUACAACAAAUGCCGCACAGCUCCCAGUGCCAAUAUGUCCACUUGUGCAGCCCAGUACGCUGGAUGUCUUGGCUACAACCCCUUUGAAGGAGGAUCGCUUAUCACUCCUACUGCUUGUUCUGAUAAAGCUGAGCCUACUCAAUCGAACACAGACGAGUGUGUCAAUGAAUGCAACAGCGACUACGAUAAAUGUCGCACGGCUCCUGGUGCCAACAUGUCCACCUGUGCAGCUCAGUACUCCCAAUGCCUUGGGUACAGCCCUUUUGAUGGAGCUGGGUCGCUCGUCACACCUACCGCUUGUUCUGACAAAUCUGGACCUACUCAGACAGACACAAGAGCGGCCCAGUCAUCCGUGGCUUCACAGUCUCCUCCGCCUCAGCAAGACACGACAAUGCAGGGAACUGAAACCUACCAACAGCCUAUCGUUACCUGCACUUCCGACAUGUGCACCCAACCUACCAUGACUGAUCACGAAGCCCCACCGGUGAUGACCGAGUCGCCUGUCGUGGUUGACGCUGCUGGGAAUCUUCGACCUUGGAUGACAUUCAUGGCAUUGGCGGCGCUAGCGUUACUAUAA
Molecule: messenger RNA, 1002 nt
Organism: Fusarium poae
Lineage: Eukaryota; Fungi; Ascomycota; Sordariomycetes; Hypocreales; Nectriaceae
Exons: 1
Coding region: 1-1002 (333 amino acids)
Source: RefSeq, a predicted model, not a curated record